AAAACCUUCCACAUUUGAAGCAGUGCAGAGUGAAGAGUACCUCUCUGGCACUAGAAUUUAUAUAUUUUGUGAAAUAAAUAUUAUUUCAUUUGUUACUAAAUUUGCCUAUGAGAAAUGAGAACAGAUAAUAAUAAACUCAUGAAUAAAAGUGCAAAGCAUUUGAAAUGAAGGUUGAUCUAUGACGAUUGUGGGUGACUGAAGAAAAAGGUAGAAAGAAAGAAGGAUGUGGCAAUUGCUUAGCAAGCAGAUAGCAGAGUACAUGCUUUGCUUUGCUUCCUUCCACUAUAUUUCUUAUUUAUUUAUUUUGGGUUGUGUAUGAGAUGACAAUAAUUGUCAUGUGUGUGAAGUGCAGAACUUGCCUACAUUGCACUCACACGAGUAUGGAUCCAUAAAUAAAACACGUGAAAUUGUUUGUAAUUCACAUAAUCAUUGCAUUAACAGGUAUUUGCACAAAAAUUGUCAUAUUGCUUUGAUGAUGUUAAAGCCUGUGAUGAGUAAUCCCUAUGCUCAUGUACUUUGUAAAAGUUGUAAUGUGCCUGGUUGACUAGUUGUGAUUGUGCAAAUACGUGGUAGUAUAUAUGUUCACGUUAUUUCACAUUGUAUUUGAGGAAAUGGGAUCCAACGUGGAGCUGGUAUGGCCAGAGGCAGAGGUAUAUUCGUCACGGGUGAACAACUGCUCACAUGCAAAUUCAUCUCUAGCUGCAAUUCGAGCGAAGUUGAGUGCGGAACAAUUAGAACAAUUCAAGACAUCAUGCUUUGGCCAUCUUCUGAAUAUAGAUAAGAUUCAGUUUAGCGGACAGAUUGUGCAUGGGGUUGUGUUGCGUAGAGUAGCGGGGCAGGGUGUGAAAGACUUGGAUGGACUGAGUUUCUUAUUAGGGUGUGACGUUGCUCAGUUCACUCGUCAGGAUUUCUGUUUGAUCACAGGGCUUCGUUUUGGGGAAGUGCCUGAAGUUUCCAGUGGAGAGAGUAAUGAAAUCAGACUUCAGAAAAGAUAUUUUAUAGACGAAGGAAUUACAUGCAAUGCUUUAGAAGAAGCAUUUGUGAGGUGCACAGAGGAAGAUGACAUCUACAAGCUAGCUCUUGUUUACUUUGCUGAGUUAGUGGUUUUGGGAAGGGACAAACAUUUGAACAUCAAUCUAAAUUACCUGACCCUUGUAGAGGACUUGGAUGCGUUCAACAGGUAUCCGUGGGGUUCGGUGUCCUUUGACAAAACCCAAGACAGUCUAUUUUCUGCACCAACAAAGUAUGUGAAAAGCUUGGAAAAUGAAGAGGGAAGAGGGAAGGGGAAAAGUAAGGUAACGGGAACAAGCCAGAGAAAUGAGAAGGGCAAGAAGGAUAAGCAUGGUGAAGCGCAAAGGAGUGGCUGGAGUUUUAAAGGUUUCACGUAUGCUUUCCAGAUUUGGGUAUAUGAAUUAAUUCCUAGAAUGGCGGACCUGAAUUACUGCAAGGUUGUUGAUCCGACCGCUGUCCCGCGUAUUUUGCGAUGGAGAACUACUACGUCUGUUCCAGAGAUGAGAAAGUUGAACAAUUAUUUUUUCCAGAGCAAAGAGUCAGUUCAGUUGCGGGCGCUAUGUCCAAGUGAAGAGGAAAUGAGACAGCCAUAUUGGAGUUGGCCACAGGAUCGCCCUGCUGUUGUCUCGACAGAGUCAAUUCCUUCUUCAUGUGGUGAUCUUGAUGAGUUGAACAAGGUGGUCCUCAGUUUGAGCAGGAAGUAA
Molecule: messenger RNA, 1715 nt
Organism: Prunus persica (peach)
Lineage: Eukaryota; Viridiplantae; Streptophyta; Magnoliopsida; Rosales; Rosaceae
Exons: 4
Coding region: 579-1715 (378 amino acids)
Source: RefSeq, a predicted model, not a curated record